Messenger RNA from Colletotrichum siamense, 912 nucleotides. It is a transcript of the gene kanJ-1, whose product is annotated as Kanamycin B dioxygenase. The record is from RefSeq and is a predicted model, not a curated record. The transcript has 4 exons. The coding region runs from base 1 to 912 and encodes 303 amino acids. NCBI's taxonomy places the organism in Eukaryota, Fungi, Ascomycota, Sordariomycetes, Glomerellales, Glomerellaceae.
AUGUCCGAGGCUGAACGUGCCACUGGGUACUAUAAACCUCAGACUCUUGAAAAGGCACUCGAAGCGAUGUACCAAGAUGGUUUUGUGGUGCUUCGUGGAGUGAUUGAUGUUGACUUCAUCGACAAGCUGAAUGAGAAGAUGUGCGAAGACGCGGAAAGGAAGAUCGCCGAUCCCACUCAACUGUACAACCAUGGGAUCAAGUCAAAUUUCCUUCAGCGACCCCCGGUCGAUGACUCGGAGUUCCUCAGCAAGCAGCUUUACUUCAACAGCUUCUUGCUUCAGACUGUGAAAGCGUAUCUGGGCGGCAGGCCUAUCUGGAACUGGCUGACUGCCAACACCGCGUUGUCCGGUACCAAAGGUCUUCGCCAGCGAGCGCACAAAGACUCGUAUGCUCACCCUCUUUAUCCAUACUAUGUCAUCGCGAAUGUGCCUCUCGUGGAUUUCAGUCCCGAAAAUGGGUCAACAGAGUUCUGGCUCGGCUCCCAUCAAACCACGACCCCAUCUGAUCAGAUCACCUCCAAGGAUCCUGUUGCCGAGGGGUACAAUCGUGGCCGGCCCGGCGAACCUCUACCACCCAUCUCAGAAGAGGCCAAAGCAGCACGCAUGAAGAUCCGUCCACCUAUUCAGCCGAGGUGUUCUCGUGGGGACAUCAUGAUUCGGGAUUUGAGACUUUGGCACGCCGGGAUGCCAAAUGAAAGCGAUCAUCAUCGAAUCAUGCUAGGUCUCGGAUACCAAAGCCCUUACUUCCCCAACUAUGACCAGACCAUGCAUCUACCUGAGACGCAAAGAUCUUUCUUCUUGAACCAUCCUAGUGACUUGAUAGAUAUUCGAGCGCAGUUCUGGAAGCCGGAUGAGUUGGACAAAACCAAAGCUGACGAGGAUUUUGAACUCCGAGCAGAAUACCUCAAGUAG